This is a messenger RNA of Ostrinia furnacalis (Asian corn borer), 1192 nucleotides long. RefSeq names its product aldo-keto reductase family 1 member A1. The transcript has 7 exons. The record is from RefSeq and is a predicted model, not a curated record. Gene Ontology annotation, molecular function: oxidoreductase activity. NCBI's taxonomy places the organism in Eukaryota, Metazoa, Arthropoda, Insecta, Lepidoptera, Crambidae. The coding region runs from base 108 to 1082 and encodes 324 amino acids.
CCGCAGACACCAACUGCACCGCAGUGCUGCGCCGUCACUCAACCAGGACGGUUAUUUUAAGCUAAUUAGUUAAAUAGUUCGUAGUAAACAAAUACUAAAACUUAAUUAUGUCGAACAAGGAGUAUUUUGUUUUGGAGAACGGCGAUCGGAUGCCUCGCAUCGGUUUUGGAACAUGGCAAGCCUCCGAUGACGUGCUAGAGAAGGCCGUGGAGGCGGCUCUAGCGGCCGGCUACCGGCACAUAGACACAGCGCGCGCGUACGAGAACGAAGCUGCUUUGGGCCGCGCGCUCAACCGCUGGAUCGGAGGAGACCCGGCCCGGAGGAAGGAGCUGUUCGUGGUCACUAAGCUACCACCUGGAGGCAACCGACCCGACCUAGUCCAAGAGUACUUCGACGCGUCGCUCCGGGACCUAGGCCUGGAUUAUGUGGACCUGUACCUCAUGCACACGCCCUUCGCCUUCGAGCACGUGCCGGGAGACCUGCACCCUGCGAACCCCGACGGGACCAUGCGAGCGGACCUCACCACCGACCUCGUCGCUGUUUGGAAGGCAAUACUGAAGCUGAAGGAGUCUGGUCGCGUGAAGCACGUGGGAGUGUCAAACUUGAAUGAGGAGCAGCUGGAGCGACUGACGCGCGUGGCCAAGCCAAGUUGCCUGCAGGUGGAGGUGCACGCGCUGUGCCAGCAAAAGUCGCUGGUCGCAGCAGCCAACAAGCUGGGCGUGCCCGUAGUGGCCUACUCGCCGCUUGGUUCGAAGGCCCUGGCCGAUUCCCUCGCCGCCAAAACUGGCCGCGAGUACCCCGACCUACUCCAGCUAGAAGCUGUGAAGCGCGCGGCGAAGGCGCACGGCCGCACUCCCGCGCAGAUCCUGCUGCGGCACCUACUGCAGCGCGGGCUCGCGGCCAUACCUAAGAGCACCAACCCCGAGCGUAUCAAACAGAACUUCACUUUAUGGGAUUUCGAGCUGAGCGACAGUGAGAUGGAGGAGCUAGGCGCCCUAGACCGGGGGGAGGACGGUCGCAUCUGCGACUUUUCCUUCUUCCGCGGCAUCGAGAAACAUCCCGAGUUCCCGUUCAAGAAGUAACCAACAAGAAGUGUUUGUCGCCUCGACUGUACUUGUUCAUUAGCCCAUUGGUUUAAAAGAAAUGCGAGUCAUAAUAUGUUUCAAGCAAAAUAUACAAAAUGUCCACAAUA